AUGAAGAUUUUGGUCACAAGAACAGUAAAGGUUCCAGAAAACUGCACUGUAAGCCAAGAAGGAAAGGUCUUUACGUUUGAGGGGCCGAAGGGAAGCAUAGUAGAGGAUUGCACUCGCCAUCCUCUAACAUUUGAUAUUUAUGAAGGAAACAUUCGGAUUAGGCUUUGGAAUGGAAAGAGGAAGGCAGCAGCUCUUGCAAUAACUGUAGAAUCCUUACUGAGGAAUGCUAUCAAGGCUGUCACCGUUGGGUUUGCAUAUACACUGAAGGCUGCAUACAACCAUUUCUCCAUUAAUAUGGAGGUGAAGGAUGGAGGGAAGAUUCUCCUUGUGAAGAACUUUCUUGGAGAGAAGAGUGUCAAGAUAUUCAAAAUGCGUGGCGUUGCAAGGGUUAGACUUGAUGAGAGAAAAGACACAAUAGUUAUUGAAGGGCCAUCCCUUCCUGAUGUCUCUCAAAGUGCAGGGACAAUUUCUAAUGAAUGCAAGGCAAAGAAUCGUGAUAGUAGGGUAUUUCUUGAUGGGAUAUUUGUCAUUGAGAGAGGCAUUAUGGCUUGA
This is a messenger RNA of Encephalitozoon romaleae SJ-2008, 552 nucleotides long. Its product is annotated as 60S ribosomal protein L9. Lineage: Eukaryota; Fungi; Microsporidia; Unikaryonidae. The record is from RefSeq and is a predicted model, not a curated record. Gene Ontology annotation, molecular function: rRNA binding; structural constituent of ribosome. The coding region runs from base 1 to 552 and encodes 183 amino acids. Gene Ontology annotation, biological process: cytoplasmic translation. Gene Ontology annotation, cellular component: cytosolic large ribosomal subunit; ribosome. The transcript has a single exon.